Molecule: messenger RNA, 1680 nt
Organism: Phytophthora infestans T30-4
Lineage: Eukaryota; Oomycota; Peronosporomycetes; Peronosporales; Peronosporaceae
Exons: 3
Coding region: 1-1680 (559 amino acids)
Source: RefSeq, a predicted model, not a curated record
AUGAGAUUCUUCCGCGGUGCCACUGGUUCGCUUCCUGUCAUUGCCAGUACGCUGGCCCUCACCAAUGCAAUCGAUUUCAAGAGCGGCUUGGGUGCGAAGACUACCGAGCAAGCAUCCGUCGGGCAAACCUCCUCUGAUUCCGCCGUCAGUCUUGCACCGGUGGAGCCGGUUGCCGCUUGCUCGAAUCUGCUAGCUGUUGAUCUCACCGCUAUCGGCGGAAAUGGCAGUAACAUCACUGCUGCCCAAGAGAGUGAUAGAGAUGGUAUCACCUAUUGCUCAGUUACUGGAAACUUUGCCUCCUCUGCGGGCUGGCAAGUCUUGCUCCCAGUUGCAAAUUGGACGCAGCGCUACAUGCAAGUCGGAUGCGGGGGGUUGUGCGGCAAUAUCAACAUCCAGCCAGGUGCUGCUGAUGGCUCUGCUGAAGUGAGCAACGGAGAGUUCGCGUUGGCCUCCACGGACAUGGCGGGUGGCUCUGAUGGCAAGUUCGGACUCGAUGAAGACAGACGAGCGGCCUUCGCGUACCUGGCUGUUCAUCAGACAGCCGAGACUGCUAAGAAACUGAUCAAGGUUUACUACGGUCAGGAAGCAGCUUACUCGUAUUUUAAUGGUUGCUCUGACGGUGGUCGUGAGGCUGUCAUGGAGGCAAUUCGCUAUCCGAACGACUUUGACGGUAUCAUUGCUGGCGCACCAGCCAUGCUCUUCACGUUCCAGAACAGUUUCCACCACGGUUGGCUAUCGGUUAGCAACACCGACGACGAAGGAAAGCGCAUCGUCAUCGCUGACCGCGCUUCAAUUCUUCACAAAGCUGUCGUCAAGGCUUGCGACCCUCUUGAUGGUAUCGAGGAUGGCCUUCUGUCCGAUCCCAGACUCUGCGACUUUGACCCAUCGACAAUCAAAUGUGCAGCAGACGCCACCGACAACACUACUGGUAAGUACCUGACAGUUGGAGAAGAGCAGUACGGCUCGGAGUUAGCUUGGUCCGGUGUUUUCGUCGCAGACUCGUACACAGGCGACAUCAUGAGCACCAACGCAGCGCUUUCUGCCAUCAAGUAUCUGAUUUUCGAAGAAUAUCCGGGAGACAACUACACCCUCAGUGACUUCGACUUCGCCAAAUCCACCAUCGAUCUGUUGCGUGCUCGGCAUCCUCUGCUUGACGCCGUAAGCUCAGAUCUCUCAGAGUUCCACAAGGCUGGAGGCAAGCUCAUCAUUUGGCAUGCACUACAGAAGACCAUGGGGAGAGAUGUGCUGAGCGAGUUCGAGCGUCUGUAUCUCCUUCCCGGGGUGUAUCACUGCGGGAAUGGUGAAGGUCCCUCGGUGAUUGACCUGGUGACUCCCAUGCUGGAGUGGGUGGAGUCUGGUAUAGGGCCCGACGCGAUUGAAACGAGCACGCCGACCAACACGGGUGAGAGCAAGUUCGGCCAAUGGGCCGAAUCCGGUUCUGGCACUGGUGGACCCUCGGCUCCGCAGCGCAAUUUGGAGGUGGAGGCGUCGUCUUCGGGAUCAGCAGCUAAGAUCGUCACGCGUCCGGUUUACCCGUACCCCGCAGUGGCCAAGUACAAAGGAGCUGGUGAUGUGAACGACGCUGAAAACUUCGAAAAGGGUAAUGCUCUUUACACGAAACCCACUAGUUCCUGGUUGGGUGAAGACUUCUUCCAACCAUACACGCCUACUAAGGCAUAA